This is a messenger RNA of Hippocampus comes (tiger tail seahorse), 3389 nucleotides long. RefSeq names its product faciogenital dysplasia (gene fgd). The record is from RefSeq and is a predicted model, not a curated record. The transcript has 19 exons. The coding region runs from base 281 to 2962 and encodes 893 amino acids. Gene Ontology annotation, biological process: filopodium assembly; cytoskeleton organization. Gene Ontology annotation, molecular function: guanyl-nucleotide exchange factor activity; metal ion binding. Gene Ontology annotation, cellular component: cytoplasm. Lineage: Eukaryota; Metazoa; Chordata; Actinopteri; Syngnathiformes; Syngnathidae.
UUUAUGUGGAGAGGGAGGAGGAAGGAGCCACGCAAGACCAGCAAACAGAAAAGAACAAAAAAACACUCGAUCAAAAUUUGUUUUAUGCUCUACCAAGCCAUGAAGAGUCCAUAGCGCGUGAGGGGUUUCUUUUUCCUUUUUUAAAUGAAUAUUUUAUUUUUGAAGCGGUAACAGGAUUACGAGGAGGUCGGUUCAGAGACGCUCGCUCGUUCAAGUUGGACGCUCCUGGAGCCCACUUUCUCCUUGGAAAGGAUACGACCGGCGAGCAACUUUGUGCAAGAUGCAGGGACUUUCAGCCACUGACCUCCCUGCCGCCUCCGCCCAGUACCAGUAUGGCUCAGCGGAUUACCUGUGUUCUCCAUCGCUGCUAAAAAGAGGAUCAUGUCACGAGAAGCCCGCCAUCAAGCCGCGGCCACAGCCAUCCAACUCCCCGAGACCGCCAGCUGCACAGAAGCCUCAAGUGCCCCCUAAACCGUCGCACCUGCUCGCUCUCGGGCAAGACAAGAAACCCAAGAGGAUCCCGCCGGCGCCCUGCAGGCCUCUUCCAGCGCCACCGCCGAAACCCAAACCUGGGGUUGUGCCCCCUGCGGUGGGAGCGCAGCCGCAGAGGGAGAUCCAGAAAGUUGGCCUGCUCAUCGAGAGGUUUGAAAAUACAAGGGUCCCCAUCUUGGGGGCGCUUCCCCGCUCCCAGCUACACCUGUGUCUUAGAAUGGACACUGCGUGUGACAUCACUUCCUCCUGUGACCAGGACACCACAGCAAAGAUAGCGGGAGACUCCUCCCCUUUGAACAAACUCGCACCCUGCACCUCUGAAGAAAAUGACGAUGUGCCCGAAUUGUCCUGCCUGGCGUCUAUGCACAUGGACGGCUCCGAUGACACCCCGUUGGAUGUGGAGGUGGACAUAACCCACGGCGAUGGCUGCCUUGACGACAGGGAGCGGGAUGAAGGCUCCUCCCACGAGUUUCUAGACAAUCCAGACUCUUCGGAGCAGAUCAAAAUUCCCAACCGGGACAGCGGCAUCGACAGCCCGUCGUGCGCCGCGGAAGGGGAGGUGUUCCCCAACGAGGACGCCAUUGACGAGGAGGAUCAUUAUGACAGUGUCACGGAAACGGAGAGCGUGUCUUGUUGUGUUACCCUAAGCAACAAACGGGAUUCGACUCAGGAUGAGGACAGUGACUUGGAUGAAGGGAGCAGUGGAGAGAUCAACUCUCUCACAGACACACAAACCGGGUAUCUGACAGAUGCACAAAAAUGCUCAGAAGCGCACAGGUUGCUGAACAUUGCCAAAGAACUUCUCCACACUGAAGAGGCCUACGUCAAGAGGCUCGACCUCCUCGACCAGGUAUUUUGCACUAAGCUCACAGAGGCCGGAAUCCCUCAGGAUGUCAUUACAGGGAUCUUCUCCAACAUCUCCUCCAUCUACUGCUUUCAUGACAAGUUCCUGCUCCCAGAGCUCAAGACACGCAUCACUGGAGAAUGGAAUUCCAACCCUCGUAUUGGGGACAUCCUUCAGAAACUGGCACCUUUCAUGAAGAUGUAUGGCGAGUAUGUGAAAAAUUUUGACCGAGCGAUGGAUCUGGUCAACACCUGGACACAACGGUCUUCGCAGUUUAAGGGCGUCGUCCAAAAUAUACAGAAACAGGACGUUUGCGGCAACUUGACUUUGCAGCAUCACAUGCUCGAACCGGUGCAGAGGAUUCCCCGCUAUGAGCUCUUGCUCAAAGACUACCUGAAGAACCUGCCCGAAGAUGCUCUUGACCGAAAGGAUGCAGAAAAGGCACUGGAGUUAAUAUCUACUGCGGCCAAUCACUCCAACGCGGCAAUCAAGAAAAUGGAGAAGAUGCACAAACUGCUUGAGGUUUAUGAGAGGCUGGGAGGGGAGGAGGACAUUGUGAACCCAGCCAAUGAGCUUAUCAAGGAAGGACAUAUCAAGAAGAUGUCAGCCAAAAAUGGAACAGCACAGGACAGAUACCUCUACUUGUUUAACAACAUGGUACUCUACUGUGUGCCUAAACUCCGACUGAUGGGGCAGAAGUUCAGCGUUAGGGAGAGAAUUGACAUUGCUGGCAUGGAGUUGCAGGAGAACGUGAAGCAGAAUCUUCCUCACACAUUUGCCAUUAUUGGCAAACAACGUUCACUCGAACUUCAAGCCAGGACAGCUGAGGAAAAAGAAGACUGGAUUCAGGUCAUCCAGGCCACGAUUGAUCGACACAAGCAAAACAGCGAGACUUUCAAUAAAGCCUUCAACAGCUCCUUCUCGCGGGAGGAUGACCACGCCCCGGAAUCACCGGGACCCUGGUCCAACACGUCCAUCGACUCGGAUGGGGAAAGACUGCAUGAAAGGAAGAGUUCAAGAAAGAAAGAUAAAGAGAAGCAAACGUGUAAAGGAUGCAACGAGAGUUUCAAUUUCACAAAACGCAAACACCACUGCAAGUCCUGUGGAGGGGCCAUAUGUGCAAAGUGUUCAAAAACCUUGGACAACAAAACAAGUCGAGUGUGCCCGGAGUGUUUUGAGGCCAGCCUAAGUCUGGAAAAUCUCAAUGGUGGUGAACAGAAGAGGAAAGCAGCGCCUGAGAGGCAAGCAUCAUUGACAGGGGAGAACUGCCUCUUGUGUGGCCACCUCCAUGUGCAGGAGAAAGGAAAGAGUUGGACCAAAAUGUGGGCGGCUGUCACAAAGGCUGAGCCACUGGUGUUGUAUCUGCAGAGCAGUGGGCAGGACCUGAAGGGGGCGAGAGCCGUGCCCCUGUCCGGCUUUGAGGUGACGACGCCGUCGCCGUCCUCAGGUGAAAGGUCAGAGGUCAAACAUGUAAUCCGGCUCAGUCACAGUCCGCAAACUGUGCUGUUAAGUGUGCAAGAUGCCGAACUCCAGGCCAAGUGGGUUGACCUCCUCUCAAAAUCAGCUCGCGGCGAAACGGCCAUGAAUGCGUCAACAAAUGUGACUGAUCACAGCAAGAGCCAGUAGUGGACACGCCCUCCUUCCCGUACUCCCCCCCACCCUGCGCCCUGUGUAAAGAGCACAACUUACUUGAAUUUGCUUACCUUGGCACUUUUUGUUUCGUGGAGGGGACCAUGCAGUCCUUCCUGUACACCACUUCGAUCUCAUCCUCACUCACACCUCCUCCUCGCCACAAUGCCACGUCAUAGGCUCGCCGUGUGGCGUCCGCCAGGAUGUUUUGUUCCUCUGCGCAACCUAAGAGGAUCUUCUGAUGGACUCAUGUUUUAUUUUUAUCAUAGCUGAAGAUUCCCACAUGGUUUUAAUGUAUAAGUUCCCUGUACAUUAUCGUAUUAUUGUUGACUGUGUUGAAAAGCAUCACGGCCUUGUAUUUUUUCCAUCAUGUGAAAGUGUGUGUGUGUGUGUGUGUGUGUGUGUGUGUGUGUGUGUGUGUGUG